CGUCUCUGUCUGCUGUGGUUGCAAUGGCGUUUGCUGCGACAGCACUUUCCGGCAGCAGGGAAAUCGAGGAGAAAGCAGCGACAAACGUCGCCAGCGGAUACGUGAUCGCCUCAAAAUCCUUGGAUUUAUGCGAUAUUCGGUGAACUAACUCGUAUUUAGAUUGUAGAGCCCUUCGCCUUGUGGAUGAGCUUGUGUUCAACGUUUUCCAAGCGUGAAUCUCCACCUUAAUGCGGUGGGAUGGCCACAGUGCCGCCUGGGCCUAGUAGCGCACUGCCUUCAUCCCCGGCUGAAAUUCCUCCUUUCCCCGGGGCUGGGAGCGCGGAGCCGGCGGUGGAAGACGGAGAGCCGGCUUGUCACAGAGAGGACUGUGUACCCGCCGGUACAGGGAAGACGUCGGAGCCGGUAAGCGACGUCAAUAGGUCGGUUAAUAAGAAGCAAAAAAACAUGCUAGCGCGAGCUAGCCCGGCGGCGCUGCACCUUAAAAUGCAAGCCCGAGAGCAGCAGCAGCUAAACGGCUUGGCCUGCCCCUUAGAGGACGCUGACAGCCACCAACACACAGGAAACCGGCCUGACAACCCGAGACCGUCCGCGGACAACUGUGACAGCAGUAGCAGCAGCAGCAGCGGCAGCAAUGAGGAUGCUCCAGCCGCUAGACACAAUAGUGAGCAUUGCCAACAUGGAGGCCACAGCCCCUUUUCCAAAAACGGCAGUCACUCUCCCCUAGUUAACAAUAGCAUGAACGGGAUGCCGGGUUUUACAAGAACUGAGGCGGCCUACAGCCACCUUGGGGACGAGGGGAAAGCGGGGUUUGACCUUAGGGAGCCACCGAGACCGCCCAGCAUCGAGCCGCCGGAUGCCGGGCCCGGCGGAGAGCAGAGCCUCGCUGACCCGCAGCAGCAGCAGCCGCCCGCCGCGGAGCUGGCCCGGCUCGACCUGAGCAGCUCUCCCGGCCGAGCGGAGGAGGACAGCCACGGCAUUCGCUAUGUCCGCUACGAGUCCGAGCUCCAAAUGCCGUGGAUCAUGAGACUGAUCACCAAGGACUUGUCUGAGCCUUAUUCAAUUUACACCUACAGGUACUUCAUCCACAACUGGCCGCAGCUCUGCUUUCUGGCCAUGGUGGAGCAGGAGUGUGUCGGGGCCAUCGUAUGUAAGCUUGACAUGCACAAGAAGAUGUUCCGUCGUGGCUACAUCGCAAUGCUGGCCGUGGACUCAAAACACAGAAGGAAAAGCAUCGGUACUAAUCUGGUGAAGAAGGCCAUCUAUGCCAUGGUGGAGGGUGACUGUGAUGAGGUUGUAUUGGAGACCGAAAUCACCAACAAAUCAGCCCUGAAGCUGUACGAGAACUUGGGUUUUGUCAGAGACAAGCGGCUGUUCAGAUACUACCUAAACGGAGUGGACGCGCUGCGGCUCAAACUGUGGCUCCGCUAGAGGAAAGAAGAGGGGACGGGGGAAGACGGACAGCGGGUGCUGUUCACUUUGAACGCUAUCGGCUUGACAGCCUCAGCUCUGCCCUGGUCAUUUCACUCUUAUAUACACACACACACACACACACACACACACACACACACACACACACACACUCUCAAUCACACACACACCUGUGUACACACAUAAGGAGUAUGCAUACAGGGAUGCAUAGACACACACACGCCCUCUUUUUGUCCUUGGCCUCUAAACAACUGUUGUUUAGGCAGAAACGAACUGACGUCCCACCUGAUGUUCUCAUGAAGGCGCCCCUGAUACUGUCUGUGAUGGGAAGGGGGGGGAGGGGGGGGGGUGCGAGUGUGGCCCCACAUUGGACCGGGACAUUAGGUGUGAGGCAGUUUAAGUGAGAACGUGCGUCCGAAACCCCCAGAGGACACGGCACCACACCAAAUCCUCCCGCAGAACACAGGGGGGGGAGAACAACCAACAACCCGUGAACCCAAGGCAGCGGGGCAGUAAAAAAACAGACUGGGGAGAAAAAUAGUUGUUUAUUUUUGUGUUUCUUUUUUAACCUUGUGAGUUGGACGUGGGGACGGAAAAAAGCUAUAGUACGACUGUGUGUUUGUAACGCCUCAUGUUCUUAUUUGUUUUUGGCUUGUUUUUGUGUGCAUGUGUACGUGGCGUGGGUGGUUUCACUGUGACCGCGCGGGGGUCAUGCUUGGUGGGAAUUGUGCGUACUGUUUGUAUGUUUGGCGUUUUCCAUCCUGUCGAAUGGCGUGGCGGCUCCCCCUGCCUUCGCCUCCAGGACCGGAGCCUGUAAAGAUAUGCAUGCAUUUAUUUUAAUGUGAGUGCGGGGGAAAGCGUGACGAGUGUGUGUGUGUGUGUGUGUGUGUGUUGAUUAUCCCAGUCUGAGGCUAACCCCUCCGAACCCCUUCCUGUGUUCGGUGUGAGCAAGUUGGUGCAGAGCAGGUGAUCAAAAACGCAUCACUCCAUUAGCACCUGAACUAUGCCCAACUGGUGGAUCUGCCACCUUUUUGCUUCAGUGUCCUUCAAUAAUCCCUCACCAUCAAUCCCUGACAGUAUGGGUGAGGACUUGAAUUUUUCCCCCAUCCUUUUAUUUCAGAUCAGAACUUGUUUUCCUCCGAGUGCACUGCCAGCCGCUGCAAAUUCCCCAAAAAAAGGAGAACAUUGACUCUUUCAAAGAGACUCCUUGCCAAUGAUGGUGUGGUCAGAUGUGUCCUAGCCGUCUCAGUUUACUCCUUUUUUAGAUUCUGCGUCUGUUUCUCCUUGUUGCAAGUGCCACUCAAUCCAUCAGCGCUCUCAGCCACAACUGCAGUGACGAGCCCGCUAUCGGGCGUCACACGGUAGCCUCGGCACCAGACCAGAGGCCAAGUGUUAUAUAUGCUGGAAUGCUGUUUAAGUAUGCUGUGUGUGUGUGUGCGUUUAUCUCUUGAUAAAACAAAAAAAAAAGGAAAAUAGACUCUUAGCAUAUUAUAUUUUAUUCUUUUGUUCGCUUUCAGUUUUAGAUCUUCUAAUAUACACCUGUAUAACCUCACGCUGCUCAUAAGCCGGCUGAGUCCACAAUGCACUUCCCACGGGCCCUAAAUCGAUGCACAACCAACCUCGCUAACAUUUUAAGAUCUCCAACAUGGUCCAGUCCACACUUACUAUGGCAAAGAAUGUUUGCUUCAACCAGAUUUUUUUUCUCUUGAAAGUAACAUGAACAAAGGUCAGAUGCACUUCUUUGGAAAUUGCUGCUGUGUGUGGAUGUAUGUGUGUGUGUGUGUGUGUGUGUGUGUGUGUGUGUGUGUGUGUGUGUUGGUGUGUGUGUGUGUGUGUGUGUGUGUGUGUGUGUGUGUCCUGUUAUUAAGACAAUGGUGUGGAUCUGUUAGACUUCUAUUUCUCUAUUUAGAGACACCCGCACAGGAAAAUCCUAGCCUUUUGAGGUGCUGUGUUUUGUUCCACCCUUGUGAGGACAAGAGGAGGGAACAAAUCACCCACUUUUCUUAAAGCUUUCCAGGACUCGAGUUAGUGCUGUGAUCGAACUAAACUUCAGAUUAUGCAAUUGGACUUCUGCAUGCUUAUAUUCUGCCUCCAGUAUUCAGAGUAGAAAGCACCGCAGGACACUGCCACGUGGCACGAACAGAGUCAAUUCUGCUCUAAAAUAUUGACCAGAGAACAAACGAAAGUCUCCAGCAACCGUUCAUGGAAGUCAAACGUUUCAGUGAUUUAGGGACUGAUGGUCUAGUCUCCGAUAAUAACACUACAGGACCUUGUUCAUGUGUUGGGUUUGUUUCCCCGUACAGCAGUCCAGCUCACAUCUUUCAUCCCAGGACCCAGGACUGAAGGGGAGAGUAGAGGUCUACAGCCUGUGUAUGUACGUUUGAGUCCGUGUGCAUUUAGAACAAUGGUGAUCACAUGACCUUUCUUUCAGAUUUGUAUACGAGUGUUCUAUUCUACGGAUAUAUUGAGAGAAUGUUUUUUUUUUUUUUGGGGUGAAUCAUCUGUUGGGAAGGGGGCAGUUUGGGUUGAUUUAUCAGAUUUGGUUUUUAAUUUUAAUUUCUGUGCUACUUAAGCCCAUCCAGAGGUGUAACGAGAAUUAGGAGCGCUUCAUAGUGGGCAUACGGACACUCUAGACCCUGAACACCAACUAUUAUCUUUACUGCUCAUCUGGCAUGCUUUAGAUCUCAGUUGUCACCCCGUGUAAACUCCUGGUUUAUUUUGGAGGUCCUCUUGUGUCUCUCUCUCUCUCUCUCUCUUUUAUACAGUGGCUGCUGAUGGAUAGACAACCCCUUACAAAAUGAACAUUACUCGUUCUUUCAAACCAGCUGUCGGUAUAAAGAAGUGUUUUAGAUUUUUGAAGGAAAAGUGUUGGUUAUUUUCUGGGUUUUUCCUGUGAAACUGUGGCAGUUCCAUACGGGCAUUACAGCCUGUCACAGAGAGCUGAAGGGCUCUGUUUAGCUCAUGAACACAGACUGAAGGGCUCCGUCAUCAAUAUCAGUUCAUAGCCACGGCCCGUGGUCUUGUUUUACCCAGCUCUCUAUCUCUCUGACAAUGCAUUUGUAAUAUGUUCUGACUUGACAUGCCAGUUCAGUGUUCACAGAUGUCAGAGGCAGUUUCAUCCCCCCCUUCUCCUCCUGAACGUCCAGGUAGCUUAUUCUAACAGUCGCGCUCCCCACUUCUCUGUCCUCACCUGGGGUGACAUCUGCCAUCCCACAUUUCUAGUGUUACAAUUAUAAAUUCCCCCAGAAACCAGUUUGCUGGUCAAAUAAACAGCAUUCGUCUUGGCUGUCAUGCUGCACUACAAAGACCUGUGGUCCCUACAACCAGCCAUGGGGGCUUCCUGCAGUCUUUUCGGGGGUGGCCAGCACCGCCAUCCACAAAGUGUGCAAAGGGGAGAGCAAAAGGUUUUUCUGCAUGUCAGAUUUCUGUUUUCCCUGUCCCCUCUUGAUUUUUGAUCUGGAAAUGUCCGAAAGCUUUUAUUUAAUGUGGAAAAAGAACACAGAAAUAAAUUAUUUGAUUUUUUUUAAUGUUGUAAA
Molecule: messenger RNA, 4964 nt
Organism: Etheostoma spectabile (orangethroat darter)
Lineage: Eukaryota; Metazoa; Chordata; Actinopteri; Perciformes; Percidae
Gene: naa30
Product: N-alpha-acetyltransferase 30, NatC catalytic subunit
Exons: 4
Coding region: 238-1428 (396 amino acids)
Biological process (GO): N-terminal peptidyl-methionine acetylation
Cellular component (GO): NatC complex
Molecular function (GO): protein-N-terminal amino-acid acetyltransferase activity
Source: RefSeq, a predicted model, not a curated record